AUGAAGGCAGAUGAGCUCGUAGCCAUCUCUACCUCCCUGGGAGGGGACUUCAAGUCCAUUGAACCCCACCUGAUCAGACUCGAGAAGCAUCUCGUCCUGCGAACGUACCUUGCCGGCUACACCCUGAGCGAGCUCGAUACCAAGAUCUGGCUCGCCAUCAAGAGCAACCGUGCUGCCGUUUCCUUUGUCAAGAAGGGCUCCUACGCCAACCUGGCCCGAUGGUUCGCCUACAUUGAGCAGGUGCACCCCGAGAUUCAGAGCGAGGUCAAGGCCGCCGACGACGCCAGAAAGAAGAAGGUCCAGGCCGCUAGCAAGGCCGGCGGUAGCUACAACCUCGCCCUCCAGGAUGCCGACAAGGGAGUCGUGUGCAGAUUCCUGCCCGAGCCCUCUGGUUACCUGCACAUUGGUCACGCCAAGGCCGCUCUCCUCAGCGACUACUUCGGCCAUGAAGCAUACAAGGGCCAGCUCCGCCUGCGACUGGACGACACCAACCCCAGCAAGGAGAAGGAGGAGUACCAAGAUGCCAUCGUCGAGGAUCUGGCCCUCAUGGGUGUCAAGCCCGAUUCCCUCACCUACACUUCCGACUACUUCGACCACCUCUACGACACCUGCCUCAAGCUGAUCAAGGAGGGCCACGCCUACGCUGACGACACCGAUGUCGAGACCAUGCGCGAGGAGAGAGGAAACGGUACCCCGUCCAAGCGCAGGGAGCGUACCGUUGAGGAGAACCUGAAGAUCUUCGACGAGAUGAAGAGCGCCACCGAGGAGGGUCUUAAGAACUGCAUUCGUGCCAAGAUCUCAUUUGACAACCCCAACAAGGCUAUGAGAGACCCCGUCAUUUACCGAUGCAACGCCAACGACUCCCACCACCGAACAGGCCGCAAGUGGAACAUCUACCCUACCUACGAUCUCGCCUGCCCCGUUGUCGACAGUCUGGAGGGCGUCACGCAUGCUCUCAGGUCGACCGAGUACACUGACCGAAACCCCCAGUUCCAAUGGUUCUUGGACACCCUCAAGUUGCGUCAGGUGUACAUGUGGGACUUUGCUCGUAUGAACUUCAUCAAGACGUUCUUGUCCAAGCGUAAGCUGGCCAAGCUCGUCGAUACUGGACGUGUUUGGGGCUGGGACGACCCUCGCAUGCCGACCAUCCGCGGCAUUCGUAGACGUGGCAUGACCAUCCCUGCUCUGCGCGACUUCAUUCUCAAGCAGGGCCCUUCGAGAAAUGUCGUCGUCAUGGACUGGACGAGUUUCUGGGCCACCAACAAGAAGAUCAUUGACCCCAUUGCCCCUCGUCACACCGCCAUCACCAUCAAAGAUGCCGUCAAGGUUGUCAUCAUGGGAGAUGAUGCGCCUGCCGAGCCUUACAAGGAGGACAAGCCCAAGCACCCCAAGAACCCCGAAAUUGGAACCAAGAAGGUUGCCUUCAGCAAGGAGCUUAUCCUUGACCAAGCUGAUGUCAAGCUUUUCAAGGACGGCGAGGAGAUUACUCUCAUGCAGUGGGGCAACGCCAUCGUCCGAGCCAUUUCAUCAGGCGAACCAAUUGACCAAAUCACAUGCGAGCUGAACCUGAAGGGUGACGUUCGUUCCACCGAUAAGAAGGUUACCUGGUUGUCGACUCAAGGCCAGGAGCUCGUCAAGGCUGAGCUCUGGGAGUUCGACUAUCUCCUUACCAAGGACAAGUUGGAAGAGGAGGACGAACUGGAGAAAUUCCUGAACCCCGAGACAGCAAAGAUGGAGGAGGCUUGGUGCGACGAGGGCGUCAAGGAUCUGAAGAAGGAUGAUAUCAUUCAGCUGGAAAGACGUGGAUACUACAGAGUGGACAAGGCUGCCAACGAGAACGACGGCAAGGCCGUUCUUUUCGCCAUCCCUGAUGGAAAAUCGAAAUAG
This is a messenger RNA of Truncatella angustata, 1887 nucleotides long. Its product is annotated as tRNA synthetases class I, catalytic domain-containing protein. Gene Ontology annotation, molecular function: glutamate-tRNA ligase activity; ATP binding. NCBI's taxonomy places the organism in Eukaryota, Fungi, Ascomycota, Sordariomycetes, Amphisphaeriales, Sporocadaceae. Gene Ontology annotation, cellular component: cytosol; cytoplasm; methionyl glutamyl tRNA synthetase complex. Bases 1 to 1887 code for a protein of 628 amino acids. The transcript has a single exon. Gene Ontology annotation, biological process: glutamyl-tRNA aminoacylation; translation. The record is from RefSeq and is a predicted model, not a curated record.